AUGGACCGGCCGCUGCUGCCGCCGCCGCCGCCGCUGCUUCUGCUGCUGCUGCUGCUGGGGGUGUCCCUUGGAGGUGCCAAGGAGGCAUGCCCCACAGGUCUGUACACCUAUAGCGGAGAAUGCUGCAAAGCCUGCAAUUUGGGCGAGGGUGUGGCCCAGCCUUGUGGAGCCAACCAGACCGUGUGUGAGCCCUGCCUGGACAGCGUGACGUUCUCCGACGUCGUGAGCGCCACCGAGCCGUGCAAGCCGUGCACCGAGUGCCUGGGCCUGCAGAGCAUGUCGGCGCCGUGCGUGGAGGCGGACGACGCGGUGUGCCGCUGCGCCUACGGCUACUACCAGGACGAGGAGACGGGCCGCUGCGAGGCGUGCAGCGUGUGCGAGGUGGGCUCGGGGCUCGUGUUCUCCUGCCAGGACCGGCAGAACACCGUGUGCGAGGAGUGCCCCGAGGGCACGUACUCGGACGAGGCCAACCACGUGGACCCGUGCCUGCCCUGCACCGUGUGCGAGGACACGGAGCGCCAGCUCCGCGAGUGCACACCGUGGGCGGACGCCGAGUGCGAGGAGAUCCCUGGCCGUUGGAUCACACGGUCCACACCCGCAGAGGGCUCGGACAGCACAGCGCCCAGCACCCAGGAGCCUGAGGUCCCUCCAGAGCAAGAUCUCGUAGCCAGCACGGUGGCAGAUAUGGUGACCACGGUGAUGGGCAGCUCCCAGCCAGUAGUGACUCGAGGCACCACUGACAACCUUAUUCCUGUCUACUGCUCCAUCCUGGCUGCCGUGGUGGUGGGCCUUGUGGCCUACAUUGCCUUCAAGAGGUGGAACAGCUGCAAACAGAACAAGCAAGGAGCCAACAGCCGGCCGGUGAACCAGACACCCCCACCCGAGGGAGAGAAACUCCACAGUGACAGCGGCAUCUCUGUGGACAGCCAGAGCCUACAUGACCAGCAACCCCACACUCAGACAGCCUCGGGCCAGGCCCUCAAGGCCGAAGGGAACCUCUACAGCAGCCUGCCCCCAACCAAGCGUGAGGAGGUGGAGAAACUACUGAAUGGCUCCGCGGGGGACACCUGGCGGCACCUGGCCGGUGAGCUGGGCUACCAGCCCGAGCACAUAGACUCCUUCAACCACGAGGCCUGCCCGGUGCGCGCCCUGCUGGCCAGCUGGGCUGCCCAGGACAGCGCGACGCUUGACACUCUUUUGGCUGCCCUGCGUCGCAUCCAGCGAGCUGACAUUGUGGAGAGCCUGUGCAGUGAAUCCACGGCCACAUCCCCGGUGUGACCCUACUGACCGGGAGAGUCCCUGCCCUGCCCCACAUUCCAAUGACUGAUGCUAUAGCCAGUCCCCACGGAGGUGUCCCCUCCGAGGGGUGGCCGAGCAGUCAGAACCGAGAUCCUUUGCGCAGGGCUUCUGAGCCCAGCUCCCCAAACCACAGCCCCAUCGCUGCUCCUGAGGGGCCCCUUGCUUCUGACCACUCUCUGUCUCCAACAAGAGAUGGGAAUCUACCCGCCCUGCCCUGCCCCGCCCCCCCCCAUCUCAGGCCUUUCCUCCCUUUCUCACACCUUAGUCAGGGUCAGAUCUAGGGGGCUGAUACCUGAAAAGGGUAGUGGCGGGGAGUUGUCGGUGACAAGUCUCCCGAGACUCAGAGAAACCAGAGCCAUGGGCUCUACACUGUGAACUGAGGACCAGGGAACAUCAUGGUGGCCUAAGUCCUCCCUCAGGCACCCCUUCCUUCCCCCUGACCAUGGAUGAAGCCUAUUUGAACUAGAAGCAGGUCUGAAACCCAGUCCAGACCUCUCUCUUACAUACAGGACAGUGAGGCCCAGAGAGAGGCAGGGACAAGCCCAUGACAUGGAGCAAUGAGGAGGUCAAAUGUAAACUGACACGUUCUCUUCCAAAUUCAGGGCCUCAAGUUUGCCUGAGGGACCAGUAAGGAGGUGAGUUUCAGGGAAAUGUCUGGAAGCCACCUCAGCCCACCACCACCUCCAGACCCCUGAUCACCCCUGUGGAGAUGUGGUCUGCUUGUCCAAGGCCUGGUCCAUUGUUUCAUCCAUAGAGUCUGGUUUGGAGUUUGAGCUUGGUGAAAGGGGCACUCUACCUCCCUCUGCUUGACCCCACCCAGCUUGUGUCUGUGGCAUUGGUGGAGUUAUCUGUUGGUACCUUCCUUGGCAUGGGCCUGUAGCCAACACUAGCCCCUAGAAUCAGCCCUAGGGGUCAGGGACUAAGUACCCCUGUCCUCAUAACACACACACAUACACGCACGCACGCGCAGGAUGAGAGACAUCUUUCUGGUCUCCUAUUGGGGGCUGAGACAGGAUCUUGUUGAGGUUUAUUGCCAGAGAAGCAUCAGAGGGAGCUGUGCUCUACAGGAAAGACUUGCUCGCCCCCGGGUUUGGCGGGCCAAGGACUGCUAAGGGCCAGAGCCAGCGUCUGUCUUCCAAGGGCCUGUGCGUGGAAGAAUGCUCCCGUUCCGCCCCUUCCCAAAGCCUGAGUUUGGCUGCGCCCAGGAGGUUGUAAUGAAAAAAAAAAGAAAAAGAAAAAAAGAAAAAAAAAUAGGCCAGUGUGAGAAUGCAGCAAGAAGAAACGGAGCUGGCCUGUGGCCUGGGGUGGGAUUCUUCUAAGUUUCCAGGUCCCUGCAAAGGACUGUUUGGCUGAGCGCUGCCAGAAAGGGACAAGAGGUUUCAGCGGGUCAUUUUCACCCCCUCCUUGGUCUGUCCUGUUUUGCUUGCUGUUGGAAUGAGUGUGGCACCCCUCUAUUUAGCAUGAAGGAGCCCUGGGCAAGGAAUGCACGAUGGACUGACACCCCUCCCUGGAUUAGGAGCAAGGCACGCAGGUGGCUCUUUGUGGACCUCACUCUACAGUGAGAAAAAGAACCUCCCCCAGCAUCAGGGGAGUGGGACAGACUGCGUGUAUUUAGUUCCCUCCAGCAGCUGGAGAGGGGUGGGACGCUGCAAGUAUGGUUUAGCAUGUAUUUGGUUCUGGGGUCACUCCUGCCGCGCUUUGGGCAGGGAUGGAACCCUUUGGCCCUCCAGGUGGGGGCUGUGAGCUCCAGACCCCCCUAUUACCCUCCCUGUCACCUCCCUUUGCAUCCUGUGUAAUCAUUUCUUGGGCCCUCCUAAAACCUACACAUAAAACGUAAGUGAUGAACAUUAAAUAGCAAAGAAAGAAAAA
Molecule: messenger RNA, 3168 nt
Organism: Jaculus jaculus (lesser Egyptian jerboa)
Lineage: Eukaryota; Metazoa; Chordata; Mammalia; Rodentia; Dipodidae
Gene: Ngfr
Product: nerve growth factor receptor
Exons: 6
Coding region: 1-1278 (425 amino acids)
Biological process (GO): Rho protein signal transduction
Cellular component (GO): cell surface; plasma membrane
Molecular function (GO): nerve growth factor binding; death receptor activity; coreceptor activity
Source: RefSeq, a predicted model, not a curated record